AUGAGUGUCACAAGCCGGGUCGAGAAGGUGGAGGACCCAAAACUUCUCCAACAGCCCUACUUUCACGGCCUUCUACCACGCCAUGACAUAAUACUGUUGCUGCAACGGGCUGGCGACUACCUCGUACGUACAACGGAACCGACAGCCGGCAAACAUCGAGCUUAUGUCAUCUCCAUCAUGGUGGAUCCGACCAAAAAGAAGAAUGGAGUAAGGGGAUUUCUUUUGACUUUUUUGACAUUUAAAAAAGAUUUUCAAAAAGGACUAGGCUAGGGUAUGGCUAAAAGGUAUUGUUUUAAGAAUGGGCGUAUCUAGAAAAAAAUUUGAGCCUUGGGGUAGAUAUCAAAUUUUUUUUUAUUAUAGGUAUUUAUAUUCUUAUAUUUUAAAAUUAGGAUAAAAUUAUGACGUAUUUUACCUUAUUUUUAACUUUUCCAACAACGAAAUGUCAAAAAUUUAAGACAAAAUGUCAAAAAUUCUAAAAAAAAUAAUUUUUCGCCAUUUCUCGAUAUUGUUUUACAAGGAAAGUAGCCAACCUUCCCCGCUUAGAAACAGCACAAAAUUUUUAUAUGAAUUCUUUGUACCACUAAUAUUACCCAUAAAAAAGUUUAGCUAGCGCUUUUGAGUUUUAAAAUUUAAAUAUUUGAGUUUUCCGCCCAUUUGACAAAUUUGGCAUUGUGUUUUAAGCAAUUUUUUCGACUUUCAGACAUGAUACGUUUACAAAUUUGAAAAGGUAGGUACAUCAAAAGGUUUUCUACUACUAUAUCAAAGAAAAAUGAUUAAAAGUCAAAAAAUGGAAAAGUUAUAAAGUUGAAACACAAUGCCAAUUUGGUCGGAAAUUCAAAACGUCAUUUUUUGAUCUUGAUUUUCGUGAGAUUGACUGGAAAAGGAGAUUAUGAAUAAUAUUUUCAGAUCAAACACUACCUGUUGAGUUGCAAACGCGGCCAGUUCUACAUUGACAAUCCAGACAAGGGCUUCCCGUCCGUGGUCGAUAUUAUCCAUCAUUACGCGUCUAACAAGGAGACCAUUUCAAUUGUAAGUUUUAUUUUAAAAGGUGUUAUGAUAUUUAAAGAAUGCCCUUUCAAUUGUUUUUCAAUAGCCAAUGGUAAUAUACGGAAAAAUACGUUUUUGAAAGGAAACGUUUCAUCGUAUAAAAUAUGACUGCAGCCUGCAGAGUCUUAUUUUUGCUGGAAACACUGUUUGUAGAGUAAAAUACGACGAGGCGGUUCAAAUGUUAUAAAUUUUAAUUUUUUGAAAUUGAAAAAUUAAAAAAUUAUAUUUUUUUAAAAUUUAAAAAUUUUAUUUUGAUACCUAAAAUUUCAGCAAAACCCAAACAGUUUCCUGAAGACGCCGAUCCUCCGCCAAGGCUGGGAAUUGCAACAUGAACAUAUUGUAAUAACCAAAAAGUUGGGCGAAGGCGCGUUCGGCGAGGUCUCGCUAGGGAAAUGGUCGAAUCCAAGCACCAAGGAAGAGGUACCAGUCGCCAUAAAGCAGGCCAAACUCGAAGCCUUGACCAAAGAUCAGAUCAAGGAGAUCAUGACAGAAGCCCGCUUCAUGCGCAUGUUCGAUCACCCCAACAUGACUCGACUGCACGGUGUAGCCGCCCUUCAAGAGCCUCUGAUGCUCGUCAUGGAGUUUUGUAAUCACGGUGCACUGGAUUCGUAUCUUCAGAAGAACACAUCGCUGAGUAUGAAGGAAAAGACGGUCAUGGUGGUACAGGCGGCGUUUGGGCUGGAGUAUAUGCAUGGUUUGAAUCUGAUUCAUCGAGAUGUGGCGGCUAGGAAUUGUUUGUAUGGGGAUGAUAAGGUAGGCGGAGAUUUGUGAUAUUGAGGUAGAUUUUGACGAGUUUGAAGCUUAUGUUAUGUUAAUACUGAUGAUAUUGGACCUUAUGUUAAGUUAAGACUGAUGAUUUUGGAUUUAAAAACCUGAUUUCAGAUCAAAAUUGCUGAUUUUGGUCUGACCCGCGAAGGCCCAAUGUUUAAAAUGUCCAUGGACAAAAAGGUACCAAUCCGCUGGCUAGCCCCAGAAACCCUAAAAGGCGGAAUUUAUUAUUACAAGUCGGAUGUCUGGUCUUAUGGUAAGCUGUGCACCUAAUUUGAACAAAAUUUGAAACAAAUUUUUUUUGAAAAUUUAAAAAAUUCUUAUUAUGUUGUUCAAAUAAUUCUGCGCCCUCUUUCAAAGAAAAUUUUUGGACUUAGAGGGCUCAGAUUUAUUUGAACAACGUUGAUUUGGAAGGGGGCUCAGAAUGUUUUUGACAAAUUUGAUUUUAGAGGGGGUUCAGAAUUAUUUGAACAACCUAAAUAGUAAAAUACCAUGAAAUUUUACCAUGAAAACAUAUAAAAUGCCUUUGUUAUUAAAACUUUUAUUUCAGGAAUAUUGUGCUGGGAAGUGUACCACAAUGGCUCCGACCCCUAUCCAGGAAUGACGAUCGCCGAAGUUAAUCGGGCCGUUCGUCAAGGCUAUCGAAUGGAGUUUAAGGACGCACCGUCGGACAUUGUCGCCAUGAUCAAGAAACAUUGUUGGGUGGAGUUUGAAGACAAGAGAUGGAACAUGAGCGACGUGGUCAGCUUUUUGCAGGUAUGAACUUUGAAAAUUGGUUUUAGAUGGCAAAUUGCAAAAAAUAGUUUUUUAGGUAACAAAAUUGAAAAAAUAUUGAUUUUUAGGUAGCAAAAUUCAAAGAAAUUUGAUGUUUAGGUAACAUAAUUUCUAAAAAUUGGCUUUUAGGUAACAAAAUUAAAAAAAUUUGAUUUUUAGGUAACAAAAUCGAGCUUUUUUCUAAUUUUAGACAACAAAAUUGAAAUUUUUCGAAUUUUAGGAAAGCUCCCCCCACGCCCAGCCGAAGCCAGAUGCCAAAGGCCAGAAAAUUAUCUUCAAGAACUCAAAUCCGAACAAGCAGUCCUUGAUGAACACCCCCACCGUCUACAAUGACAACGCCACCACCGUGAGCAAGCUGCCAACGGCCGACGACGACGACAAUGGCACCAAGGCAAAGGGCAGCAAGAAAAAGAAGGAAAAAGUGGAUAAAAAGGCUCAAUAA
Messenger RNA from Bursaphelenchus okinawaensis, 3031 nucleotides. The record is from the annotation of a GenBank genome assembly. NCBI's taxonomy places the organism in Eukaryota, Metazoa, Nematoda, Chromadorea, Rhabditida, Aphelenchoididae.